AUAAUGAUAAUGAUAUGUAACUCAUUAUUGAGAACUAAAAACUGUUUUUAUUUUCCCCAAAAAUAAUGCUGGCUAGUUCGAAAAUUAAAUGAAAACUUGAAAAAUAAUUUAAAGGUUUCGAGCUCGCCUAAAACCUCACCACUACUAGUACCCUGCAGCAAAAACCACUAGCAGGAGAUAAAUCGCCGGCGUAAUACGAUGGCGGUGGCGCUACCCAUAUUUUCACUAUCAUCCGCCAUUAGAGCUUCCUCCGUGGACACUGAACAGCGUCUUCCAUACAACCGCCAGCGCACUUAUCCGAAGAAACCCGAAGCUUUGACGGCGGCAUCACCAUCCACUUCAACCCCCACGCUCGUGAAAAAAAUCGCCAAAAUAUCAAUUUCAGAUCUCCUCAAACGCAACAUCUCAAAAACUACUACUCAAGAUGGAUCUAGUGAAUCAUAUAUGGGGUAUGAGACAUGGACGCCCAAACCACCUCGAGUGGAGAAGCCUCGUUCCACUUUCAAUCCUGCAUCACUAGCUUACUUAGGCGACUGCAUCUACGAGCUCUAUGCUCGCAGGCACUUUUUGUUUCCUCCGCUGAAUAUUGAAGAAUACAAUGACCGGGUGAUGGCUGUAGUACGUUGUGAGGCCCAGGAUGCAAUGCUCCAGAAACUUACGAGUGAUAACUUCUUAUCACAGGAGGAGAGGGAUGUGCUGCGUUGGGGGAAAAAUAUUGGUUCCUCCAAAACAAGGACGAAGAAGAGAGCAGGUGUGGCAGUUUACAACAGAGCAUCUUCAUUGGAGACACUUGUAGGUUACUUGUAUCUUACAAAUGUUCAACGGCUAGAUGAGAUCAUGGAAAGAAUAGGCUUUUCUACUGAUACUUCUACCCAGUUAGAACAAGGGAAAGAAAAAGUUAACUCCAACGCCGAUCUUCCCAAGAAAUGACUUUCUCGAGAAAGGAACUCCCCUGAGGUUGCUCAUGGAGAUGCGUAAAACAAAAGCUGCAUUGCAUCAAAAGGCCAAUGAGAGAGGGAAAGUAAAGUUGGACUAUUGAAUAUGUGAUUACUGUUCCCUUGCAUUGGUUCCUAAAUAUGUGACAAAAAUGGAAGAUUAAGCUUCUUCAUUAAUCACAUGGUCGAUUGAGCUUUCCCUCAAAUGGCGUUGCGAUAGUUUUCAUAUUCUUGAUAGCGAUUACUUUGUACUGUUGUACAUAUAUCGAGAUGAUUUGUAAUAUUGUUCUAGAAUGAUCCAUGCGACAUGUGCGGGACACGACAGGAAUCUUAAAUUCACCUUGUGUUUGUAUGUCUUUAGCAGAUUGUGUGGUACUAACAAUUUCACGAGCUGCAGAUUUUGUGUGUCUGCAUUCCAGAUAA
Salvia miltiorrhiza (redroot sage) is the source of this 1358-nucleotide messenger RNA. RefSeq lists its product as uncharacterized. NCBI's taxonomy places the organism in Eukaryota, Viridiplantae, Streptophyta, Magnoliopsida, Lamiales, Lamiaceae. Bases 199 to 930 code for a protein of 243 amino acids. Gene Ontology annotation, molecular function: ribonuclease III activity. Gene Ontology annotation, biological process: RNA processing. The record is from RefSeq and is a predicted model, not a curated record. The transcript has 7 exons.